AUGGCUACGAAUCCUGAAUAUGUUCCAGAAGUCGAGGAAGAAACGGGUCGAUCUGUUGAAGAUUCUGCUAAAAUAUAUUCAGCAGAUGAUGCAGAUGGAAACCAAACUACUAUUGAGCAGCCAAAAAAGUCGAUAAUUUUACAGGACACCACCACUCGAGUUUCAAACAAGAAAGUUAAAAUCAUUGAUCCCAGGCAAACUAAUGAGAACGAUUCUGAUGAUGAUGAUACUAAUUCUCAACAUAUUAAUAUAGAAGUAUCAAGUGAAGACCAGCCAUGUGAUCUUGUGAUAGAGUCUACCGGAGCUACUUUAGAUCUACCAGAUGAAGCUAAUCUUACUGCCGAUAGAAAGAAAAGCAGAGAAGAGCGCAAGAAGGAAAGAGAAAAAAAGAAAGAAGAAGAAAUGUUAAAAAAAUAUCAAGCCGAGCAGGAAGCAAAACAAAAAGCCUCCGCUAAAUCUAAAUGUGGUCGCUGGAUAAAGCAUAAUCUCAAGAUAGGUGAGGGUGGGUAUAAAUUUGUUUAUCGGGGCUACGAUAGUUUUGAGGCUAGGAAUGUUGCCUGGUGCGAAUUUAAAUGUGAACACGUUGAUACCAAGGAAAAACGCCAGGCCAUGUUUAGAGAAACCGAAAUAAUGUUAAAGAUGAAUCAUCCCCACAUUGUUCGCUGCUUUGAUGUUUUUCGUGAAUGGAUUAAUGUUGAGGAUCCUAAUAAUUCACUUGAAGAAAAGGGUGUUGUCAUAAUUCAGGAAUUAAUGAGCGCAGGGACUCUAAAAAGUAUGAUUCGUAAAAAUUUUUCUGAGGGCCAAUGUAUUCUAAAAUUUCCACUAAUAACUCGGUGGUGGCAUCAGAUCCUUGAUGCUCUUCGGUAUAUGCACCAUAAAAUCCAGCCUCCAAUACUUCACCGUGACCUCAAAGCUGAAAAUUGCUUUCUUUAUGGUGCAUCUAAUGAAGAAUAUCUUAAUGUUAAAGUUGGAGAUUUCGGGCUCGCAGCUCAUGUCAAUGACUCUGGAAGAAAGACUAUGCUUGGUACUUUUGGAUUCAUGGCUCCUGAAAUAUUUGAUGAAAAAUACGACGAAAAAGUUGACAUUUAUGCUUUCGGGAUGUUGAUGCUCGAGGUCAUGACUAAUAGGACUCCAUUUGAUGAAUGUGACACACUUAUGAAAUUUGCUGCAAAAACCAUGUCUGGCCUGGGCCCAGAUGUUAUGAAUAAAGUCUCUAACCCAACGCUUAGACCCAUAAUUAGUGCUUGUAUUCAUCCUCUCACUUGUUUUCGUCCAACUGCGGAAGAACUAUAUUUUCAUCCACUGUUUCAGAGAUACCAAGAAGGCGACGACUCUUGGGUAUGA
Messenger RNA from Protopolystoma xenopodis, 1344 nucleotides. The record is from the annotation of a GenBank genome assembly. NCBI's taxonomy places the organism in Eukaryota, Metazoa, Platyhelminthes, Monogenea, Polystomatidea, Polystomatidae.